GAGAAAGAAAGGAAGAAAGAGGAGGGCACUUUCCCAGCGCUCUCGCUGAGGACCGAACGACCGACCGCCGCUUUUCUUUUAUUCGUGACCGAGAGCAUCCGAGGACGUGCGCGGAACAUGUGACCAGAAGAAGAAACGGGACGCGGGUGGCCGCCGGACGCGGCGGCGACAGAGCGGACCGCCCCGACGCGGCGAGAAGGAGCGAGGAAAGGACGAGGACGAGAGGCCGGGGUGCCCUGCUGUGAGCAUGCACGUGCUGCACGUGGUUCAGGAGCUGGUGUCGCCGGCCAGGCGCAGGGCCGCCGCCGCCGCCGCCGCCGCCACCUUUGGAGCUUCUGACAGCGAUCGGGAUGCCGCCGUGAAACUGGAUCAGGAACGGGCGCGGAUCGUGGCCAAAUAUGAAAAGGGAAAAGAGGCCACCGUGGAGCCCUGGGAGGACACCGACUUCCACCUGUACAAGGUCAUCGACCGUUUCGGCUUCGUGCACGAGAAUGAGCUUCCGUCGUACGACUCGGUGGAGGAAAAGCACAAGCACACGGAGUUGGAGAGGACAACCAAGUGGCUGAAGAUGCUGAAGAGUUGGGACAAAUACAAGAACAGCGAAAAGCUCGUGCGGAGGAUCUACAAGGGAAUCCCGCUGCAGCUCCGGGGGGAAGUGUGGUCGCUGCUGCUGGACGUUCCCAAGAUCAAGGAGGAGAAGAAGGACUUCUAUGAGAAGCUGAAGGCCAGAGCCAAGCGCUCGUCUCCGGACGUCCGCCAAAUCGACCUGGACGUCAACCGCACCUACAGGGAUCACAUCAUGUUCAUGCAUCGCUACGACGUCAAGCAGCAGGCUCUCUUCCACGUACUCACGGCCUACUCCAUGUACAACAUGGAGGUGGGCUACUGCCAGGGCAUGAGUCAGAUCACGGCGCUGCUGCUCAUCUACAUGAACGAAGAAGACGCCUUCUGGGCUUUGGUCAGGCUGCUGUCGGGUCACGAGCACGCCAUGCACGGGUUUUUCGUCCCGGGCUUCCCCAAGCUGAUGCGCUUCCAGGAGCACCACGACCGCAUCCUGAAGAAGAUGAUGCCCAAGCUCAAGCGACACCUGCCAAGAGGUGCUGACCAGCCUGUACACCAUGAAGUGGUUCUUCCAGUGCUUCCUGGACAGAGUGAGCGCUUCAAGCUGAGCCGACCGAGAGAGGCGCGGCUGUUCGAGAUGUGUCAAGAUCUGCACGUUUGUUUUGUCCUCCCAGACUCCCUUCACCCUCACGCUCAGGAUCUGGGACAUCUACAUCCUGGAGGGCGAGAGAAUUCUUCCGGCCAUGUCCUACACUGUCCUCAAACUGCACAAGAAGCACCUGAUGAAGUUGUCCAUGGAGGAGCUGGUGGACUUCCUGCAGGUGACGUUGUCCGCAAAUUUCUUUUUCGAGGACGACUUUGUGGUGGAGCAGCUCCAAGCCUCCGUGGCGGAGCUCCGGAGGGCCAAGCUGGAGCUGCCCGCUCCAGCCAACCACUCCAAAACGCCGGCGGUAAAGAUGAGGAGUUCCCCAAGAAGCCGCUAGGGCAGCUUCCCGAGCUGGCUGCCAACCACGUGGGCAACGGUCAGAGCCACGCGGAGCCGGCCGACCCGCCCGCUCCGGUACCGGACGGUCGUCCCCCGAGUCGGUUACGCCGGGACUCUCUGGACAAGUCCGCACGCCGGCGCAAAAGCGACAUCAGAGACGGUCAAGUUCAGGCGGCCGCCGACGGGCGACGCCAGCCUGAAAAGGGGGCGGGGCCGGGACAGGGCCCCGCCGACCGCAUCUCCGACGCCGCCCCCGGCCCUCAGCGGGACGUCGGGCCUCGUUGGUUCAAACCCUCCGAGACCAAACUGGAAGCGGCCAAGGCCACGGCGGCGCGGGAGGACUGGCGGAGCCGGGCGGGGGCGGCGGCGGCCUCCGGCCCGGAUGACGCCCGGCGGACCGAGCGCCGCCCGCGCUCCCAAGGUUUGGUUCCGGGCGCCGACCGCGGUUCUGACGCCUCCCAGUACGACAACGUACCGGGACUAGAGCCGGAGUUCGAGAUCCUGGAGCUGGAGAGACCCCCGACCAGGAUGCAGGCUCCUCGCGGCGAGACGAUUUCCUACGGCGUGGCGCCCAGCGGGAAUGUCUUUUCGGCUCAGUCCGGGUCCAGGAUGCCCUCGCACCCUCCUCAUCAGCCAGUGGGAGACCAGAGCCGCUUUUCCGCAAACCAAAACCACCAUCAGGUCCCUACCGAGGUCCCCGUUUUACACCCGGGGUACAGACAGUACGACACGGGGGUCGGGGAUCGAGCCUUCGCCACCGCCAGGCGACAGCCCAACGAGGUCUCCCCGGAGCGGGCCCUCCUGAACUACUAUGUAACUCACCACGGGGAUCCGCCACGCAACCUCAGCAGCCCCCGGCCGCCCCCCUUGCAGCUCCAGCUGCAGGGGCACGCCACCCCCAUCUACCUGCAAAAGCUCACCUCCACCGCACAGGUCCACGCCCCUUCGGACUACAGGCUCCAGGGGCGCGUCCGGCACCUCCCGGAAGGGCGCCCCCCCGGAUGCCGGCGGGGCCCGGAGGAGCCCCCGCCGCCGCCGCAGUCCCCGGGCCGGGUGCCUCGCUCGCCCAGCUUCCAGAGAGCCCAGAUGUCUCCCGUGGAGGUGUUUGAGUUUCCGGACGACGACGACGACGACGACGCCAGGACGCGGCGGCUCGUCGUGCGCCAACAGCUCCCCCGGCUGUUCGGAGGCGCGUACUACAGGCACGCGCAGGAGGCCUUCGCCAUGCAGGAGUCCAUGCUGCUCUGACUCCACCGGCAGCAACGCGGAAACGAAGCUUCAGGUGCAUGGACUAGAUCGCUCUUGGUGCAUUUCAGUGCACUAGUAGAAGGAGUGUAUCCUACUAGUGACCUUUUUCACUACUGAGUUUGGUUGUCAAGGAGAUAGAAGAAACGCUUUCCGUCCGGAGGUGAAGUCAGAGACACGCCGGCCGCUCAACUUUCUACUCAACACUUUAGACAAGGAUUUAACAUGAACAAAACAAAGGCCGAAGAUUUUAUUUUAUUUUUGGAAACGAGUAGAACUAUAUAUCUUUUAGAGUCAGAUAUGUACAGCGUUUUUGUUCAUAAUUUUGAGUAGAGAAAGAGAAAAAGUCAUUGUCCAUCUUUAUUUUUGUUACUCGUAGAUGUUGACACUCCAGUUCAGUUCAUGCUUGUGAAUGUUGUUUUUUUAUUGUUGCUUUUUUGCAAGCAGAGAAAAUAACAAAAGUAAGCAAUGACUCACUGGACUUUAUCAUUUACAUUUUCAUGUUCGUGUGUGUGUGUGUGUGUUAAUUAUUAUCAUGACUCGGUUUCUAGGAUGUAUUCAUCUCUGAUCAACUGAAGUGCAAUCUUUUUUCUUUUUAUAUAUAUAUAUAUAUAUAUAUAUAAUGUACACAGUGAGUACUGUAUCAUGAGGCCAGUGAUUUUGUUUUUCUUUUGUGGUGUAUUACAAACACUAAUGUAAUUUGUGUAAUGUAUGUCUGAUGGCUUCGAUACAUGUAUAAUGUAACUUUAGACGCCAUGUUUUGUUUUGUUGUUUUUUGGGUGUGCGUGUCUUAAAGAUAACUGAUCUUGACCUCGGCCGAGUUGCAGUAAAGGUUUGCGUUAACUAAUUCAGUUUUCUUUUUGUCGACACUGUCAAGUGGACUACUGUUCCUGAACACUAAAUGUGUGUGACACAUUUGCGCGUUGAACUGUUUUGUCUUCUUUUACACUCUCACAUUUUACAUUCACAAAGUUUAAUUUGUUGGAAGACUAACUGCACAAUUGCAUUUGGAUAUUUUGGAUUAAUAAACAAAGUUGAAGUGGAAAAUGAACAA
This is a messenger RNA of Phyllopteryx taeniolatus (common seadragon), 3845 nucleotides long. It is a transcript of the gene usp6nl, whose product is annotated as USP6 N-terminal like. The transcript is spliced from 14 exons. The record is from RefSeq and is a predicted model, not a curated record. Lineage: Eukaryota; Metazoa; Chordata; Actinopteri; Syngnathiformes; Syngnathidae. Bases 248 to 2794 code for a protein of 848 amino acids.